This is a messenger RNA of Gilbertella persicaria, 758 nucleotides long. RefSeq lists its product as uncharacterized. Lineage: Eukaryota; Fungi; Mucoromycota; Mucoromycetes; Mucorales; Choanephoraceae. The record is from RefSeq and is a predicted model, not a curated record. The coding region runs from base 113 to 577 and encodes 154 amino acids. The transcript is spliced from 4 exons.
UAGCUAGACAUGGUUCAAGUUCCUGUGUCAUAAAAGUCAUGAUUAAAGAAAGAAAAAGGGAAAAAAAUAAAUUCCCUCUUCUUUAUUUUUUUUCUUAUAUAUACAUAUAAAAAUGAAAUGGCGUGUUCUGGUACUGUUGGUAUCAGGCUUUGCCAUGAUAUAUUUUGUGAGCUUACUACAAGAUACACCUUACCCUCAUCCAGUGCUUGUACAGACAUUCUUACCGAAAAAGACCAGAACAAAUGAGCCAAGUCGAGUCAUAUUACGACAAACUGGAGACUAUGUCUACCGAACUCAUGUCCAUGACGAAGCUGUGUUGGAAGCCAAUAAAGGCUUUGUCUUGUUAUACAAGCAAGAAAACCAAAGCAGGAUUUACUCAGACCCGUACCAGAAGAAGAAUGGGAGGUUUGCUUUAGACACUUAUUGCCUGGUCCAAUCACACAAGUAUCCUCUAGUCCAGAAGAUACAGAGACUGUGCAAUUCGCCGUAUUAUACCAUAUCGUACAAGAUGAUCAUAUUCAACAUAUUGUCAGAGUAUAUUAUCUUGUUGAUGACCAAUAUCAUUACAAAGACUUGAUUUUACCUGGUAAUACCAUGAUUGAUGCUAUCUCGCUUGAAAAGGAUUCUAUCCUGUUUUCUCGGAAUCCAGAUCUCUAUCGAUUCCGUAUUAUGGCAUUACCUACCCAUCUCACAUUACCACCUCAUUCAGAGCAAUCACAACCUAUUCUGUUGAGCCAUGGACAAACAGGCGAACCUAU